Antrostomus carolinensis (chuck-will's-widow) is the source of this 2064-nucleotide messenger RNA. It is a transcript of the gene MTA1, whose product is annotated as metastasis associated 1. Bases 163 to 2064 code for a protein of 633 amino acids. Gene Ontology annotation, cellular component: NuRD complex; nucleoplasm. NCBI's taxonomy places the organism in Eukaryota, Metazoa, Chordata, Aves, Caprimulgiformes, Caprimulgidae. The record is from RefSeq and is a predicted model, not a curated record. Gene Ontology annotation, biological process: negative regulation of transcription by RNA polymerase II; double-strand break repair; response to ionizing radiation. The transcript has 20 exons. Gene Ontology annotation, molecular function: transcription coactivator activity; histone deacetylase binding; sequence-specific DNA binding.
GUCUACUUCGAAAAUUCUUCAAGUAACCCAUAUUUGAUACGAAGAAUAGAAGAGCUCAAUAAGACUGCCAAUGGAAAUGUGGAGGCAAAGGUGGUGUGUUUCUACAGAAGAAGAGACAUAUCGAGUACACUUAUUGUAUUGGCAGACAAACAUGCAAGAGAGAUGGAAGAAGAGAUGGAAAAUCCAGAAAUGGUUGAUUUACCAGAGAAACAGAAGCAUCAGCUACGACAUCGUGAGUUGUUUCUCUCACGACAGCUGGAAUCUCUGCCAGCCACACACAUUAGAGGCAAAUGCAGCGUUACUCUGUUAAAUGAGACAGAAUCCCUUAAAUCAUAUCUGGAACGGGAGGAUUUCUUCUUUUAUUCACUAGUAUAUGAUCCUCAACAAAAGACCCUACUCGCUGAUAAAGGAGAGAUUCGAGUUGGAAACAGAUAUCAGGCAGAUAUAACAGACCUACUAAAAGAGGGUGAGGAUGAUGGAAGAGAUCAGUCAAAACUUGAAACAAAAGUUUGGGAAGCUUUUAACCCAUUAGUAGACAAGCAGAUAGACCAGUUCCUGGUGGUAGCACGGUCUGUUGGUACGUUUGCCCGAGCACUAGAUUGCAGUAGUUCUGUCAGACAGCCAAGUUUGCACAUGAGUGCUGCAGCAGCCUCUAGGGACAUCACACUGUUCCAUGCUAUGGACACUUUGCACAAAAAUGUCUAUGACAUUUCCAAGGCAAUCUCUGCGCUUGUGCCACAAGGUGGGCCUGUCCUGUGCAGAGAUGAGAUGGAGGAGUGGUCUGCUUCAGAGGCAAACCUCUUUGAGGAAGCACUAGAAAAAUAUGGAAAAGAUUUCACUGACAUUCAGCAAGAUUUUCUCCCCUGGAAGUCCUUAACAAGCAUAAUAGAAUAUUACUAUAUGUGGAAAACUACAGACAGAUACUUUUUAAAGAAACGAUUGAAAGCAGCAGAAGCAGAAAGUAAGCUAAAACAAGUGUAUAUACCCAACUAUAACAAGCCAAACCCCAACCAGAUCAAUGUAAAUAAUGUCAAACCAGGAGUGGUAAAUGGUACUGGAGUACAGGCGCAGAACACGGGAGCAGGACGGGCCUGUGAAAGCUGUUACACCACACAGUCUUACCAGUGGUAUUCUUGGGGUCCCCCUAACAUGCAGUGUCGCCUCUGUGCAUCCUGUUGGACCUACUGGAAGAAAUACGGUGGCUUGAAAAUGCCAACACGGUUAGAUGGGGAGAGACCAGGACCAAACCGCAAUAAUUUGAGUCCUCAUGGUGUGCCAGUACGAAACAGUGGGAGUCCCAAGUUUGCUAUGAAGACACGACAAGCUUUCUAUCUCCAUACAACAAAACUGACAAGAAUUGCCAGACGUUUAUGUCGAGAUAUCUUGCGCCCUUGGCAUGCUGCAAGACACCCCUAUCUGCCUAUUAACAGCGCAGCAAUCAAAGCAGAAUGCACAGCACGUUUACCUGAGGCAUCAGAAAACCCAUUGCUACUAAAGCAAGUGGUUCGAAAGCCUUUAGAAGCAGUACUCCGGUAUUUAGAGUCUCAUCCGUGUCCUCCAAAACCAGAUCCUGCAAAGAGUUUGUCCAGUUCUCUCAACAAUCUGACUCCUGCUAAGUUUACGCCUGUCAUUAAUAAUGGGUCCCCAACUAUCCUGGGAAAAAGAAGUUAUGAACAACACAAUGGAAUGGAUGGCAACAUGAAGAAGCGCCUGUUGAUGCCUAGCAGGGGAACUUACUUAGGUCUGCCUAACCACGGACAAACCAGACAAAUGGGACCAAGCCGAAACUUGCUGCUCAAUGGGAAAUCAUACCCAACAAAAGUACGAUUAAUUCGUGGUGGAUCCAUGCCUCCGGUGAAAAGGAGGAGGAUGAACUGGAUUGAUGCACCAGACGAUGUUUUUUACAUGGCCACUGAAGAAACCAGGAAAAUCCGCAAGCUGCUUUCCUCCUCCGAAGCCAAGCGAGCCGCCAGACGCCCUUACAAGCCUAUUAUCCUCCGGCCCAUCCAGGCAGUGCAGCUACGCCAGCCCAUGAAUGAUGAACCCAUAAUCAUUGAGGAUUAA